Molecule: messenger RNA, 10131 nt
Organism: Helicoverpa zea (corn earworm)
Lineage: Eukaryota; Metazoa; Arthropoda; Insecta; Lepidoptera; Noctuidae
Gene: ACC
Product: acetyl-CoA carboxylase
Exons: 54
Coding region: 127-7287 (2386 amino acids)
Biological process (GO): fatty acid biosynthetic process
Molecular function (GO): acetyl-CoA carboxylase activity; ATP binding; metal ion binding
Source: RefSeq, a predicted model, not a curated record
UGUAAGUUCGUAGUGUGAAGUCGUUUCGUUAGUACAUGUCAAAGUUUGGCGGGAAAUUUGAUCAGUCGCCAUUAUGCAGUGACAGUGUAGUGAUGUGAAUUUUUUAUCGUUUUUUUUUUCUGUUUUAUGUUUACGGUUAUCAUUUUUAUCGGACUUUUUUUAGUUUUUGUUUUUAUUAUUAAGUUUUUUGGGAAGGGUGAAGAUUCGAAUCAAAAGAUGUCUGAACAGCAGGACCAAGCCCGCUGUUCAUCGAGUGAGAGCGACAAUUUCGAGAAAAUCGACUCAGAAGAGGCAAGGGAAAAUGGCGGUGCCGCCAACUUUGUAGUCGGUGAAGAGGAACAAGAACAUCCUGAUGAUGCACCAGCUCACGAGGGUCGGGACUCCUUCCCGAAUGCCCCUCGGCCGAACAGACCACGACCAUUGACGGUGGCGCAGCAGCUCGCUCUAGCGGAGAAGCGGAGCACUCUCAGGCCGUCUAUGUCCCAGGGUACGGUCAUCCAUAGCCAGCGUUUUCAAGAGAAGGACUUCACGGUUGCCACUCCUGAGGAGUUUGUGAGACGGUUCCAGGGCACCAAGCCUAUUAAUAAGGUUUUGAUCGCCAACAACGGUAUCGGUGCAGUGAAAUGCAUGAGAUCAAUCAGAAGAUGGUCCUACGAGAUGUUCAAGAACGAACGGGCGGUCAGAUUUGUCGUCAUGGUGACUCCCGAGGAUCUGAAGGCUAACGCGGAGUAUAUCAAGAUGGCCGACCACUAUGUCCCCGUGCCCGGGGGGUCCAACAAUAACAACUAUGCUAACGUCGAGUUGAUCGUCGAUAUUGCGAUUAGGACUCAAGUUCAGGCCGUAUGGGCAGGUUGGGGUCACGCUUCCGAGAACCCCAAGCUCCCCGAACUCCUCCAUCGUGCGGGGGUCGUGUUCAUUGGACCCCCUGAGAAGGCUAUGUGGGCUCUAGGAGAUAAGAUUGCGUCUUCCAUCGUCGCUCAAACUGCUGAGAUACCUACGUUGCCUUGGAGUGGCAGUGAAUUGAAGGCAGAGUACAACAGUAAGAAGAUCAAGAUAUCUUCCGAACUCUUCGCCAGGGGUUGUGUCACCACCCCUGAACAGGGUCUGCAAGCUGCCCAGAAGAUUGGUUUCCCGGUGAUGAUCAAGGCUUCGGAAGGUGGCGGCGGCAAGGGUAUCAGGAAAGUGGACAAUCCUGAUGAUUUCAACAGCAUGUUUAGACAGGUGCAGGCUGAAGUACCCGGGUCGCCAAUAUUUGUGAUGAAGCUCGCGAAGUCAGCUCGUCACUUGGAAGUACAACUUUUGGCUGAUCAAUACGGUAACGCAAUCUCUCUAUUCGGUCGUGACUGCUCUAUUCAGCGUCGUCAUCAGAAGAUCAUUGAAGAGGCUCCAGCAGCUAUCGCUAAGCCUGAUGUCUUUAUUGAGAUGGAAAAGGCCGCAGUACGUCUAGCGAAAAUGGUGGGCUACGUGUCAGCAGGUACGGUGGAAUACCUGUACGAGCCCGCGACAGGUGCCUAUUACUUCCUGGAGCUGAACCCCCGGCUGCAGGUGGAACAUCCCUGCACUGAGAUGGUGGCUGACGUCAACCUGCCUGCUGCGCAGUUGCAGAUCGCCAUGGGUCUGCCUCUAUACCACAUAAAAGACAUCCGUCUGCUAUACGGAGAGUCGCCGUGGGGUCUGUCUCAGAUAGAGUUCGACGAGCCCAAGCAGCGCCCGUCCCCGUGGGGUCAUGUCAUCGCUGCUAGAAUCACUUCUGAAAACCCUGAUGAAGGAUUCAAGCCAUCUUCAGGAACAGUACAGGAGCUGAACUUCAGGUCUUCGAAAAACGUGUGGGGCUACUUCAGCGUGGCAGCAUCAGGUGGUCUGCACGAGUUCGCUGACUCACAGUUCGGUCACUGCUUCUCUUGGGGCGAGACCAGGGAACAGGCUAGAGAAAACUUGGUGAUAGCUCUCAAAGAGCUCAGCAUCCGAGGUGACUUCCGUACCACUGUGGAGUAUCUGAUCACUUUACUGGAGACUGGCGCCUUCCAGAACAAUGACAUCGACACCGCCUGGCUGGACGCGCUUAUUGCUGAGAGGAUGCAAUCAGAGAAGCCGGAUAUUAUGUUGGGCGUGAUCUGCGGGUCUAUCCUCAUUGCUGACGCGUACAUCACCGCCAACUUCCAGGAGUUUAAGAGUGCACUUGAGAAGGGUCAAAUCCAAGGGUCCAGUGCCUUAUCCAACUGCGUAGAAGUGGAGCUGAUCCACUCUGGCUCCAAGUACAAGGUGUCGGCCACCAAGUCCGGCCCGACUUCCUACUUCCUCGCUAUGAACGGCAGCUUCAAGGAGAUGGAGGUGCACAAGCUUACUGAUGGCGGCAUGCUACUCUCAAUCGACGGAGCUUCCUACACCACCUAUCUUCGUGAUGAAGUGGACAAAUACAGAAUUGUCAUCGGCAACCAAACAGUAGUCUUCGAGAAAGAGAAAGAUCCUUCAAAGUUACGAGCGCCAUCUGCCGGCAAACUGAUUAAUACUCUCGUUGAAGAUGGCGGACAUGUGGAUAAGGGACAACCCUAUGCGGAGAUUGAGGUAAUGAAAAUGGUGAUGACUCUAGCUGCACCGGAAUCUGGCAAGGUGACGUGGAUCCUUCGCUCUGGUGCUGUGCUAGAUAUGGGUGCUAUGAUCGGUACACUGGAACUGGAUGACCCGUCUCUGGUGACCACCGCCGUCCCGUACAAGGGUCAGUUCCCGAUCGAGGACAAUCAGAACCUGUCGGAGAAGCUCAACCAUGCGCACAACAAGUAUAGAGCUGUGCUUGAGAAUACUUUGCAAGGUUACUGUCUCCCAGAGCCAUACAAUACUCCUCGUCUCCGAGAGGUGGUGGAGAAAUUCAUGCAGAGUCUACGUGAUCCAUCACUGCCUUUGUUAGAACUGCAAGAGGUCCUAUCAUCAACCUCCGGUCGAAUUCCGAUAGCGGUGGAAAAGAAAGUCCGCAAACUGAUGGCGUUAUACGAGAGAAACAUCACCAGUGUGCUAGCGCAGUUCCCUAGCCAACAGAUAGCUAGUGUUAUCGACCACCACGCAGCAUCUCUAGCUAAGAGGGCAGACCGAGAUGUGUUCUUCAUGAGCACACAAGCACUCGUUGUUUUGGUACAGAGAUAUAGGAAUGGCAUUCGUGGUAGAAUGAAGGCAGCUGUUCACGAUCUACUCAAGCAAUACUACCAAGUAGAGAGUAACUUCCAACUGGGGUCAUACGAUAAAUGCGUUGUGGCUCUAAGAGAUCGUCAUAAGGACGAUAUGCAAGCAGUGUCUAAUAUUAUAUUCUCUCACAACCAAGUGGCUAAGAAGAAUUUGUUGGUAACCCUACUCAUCGACCACCUCUGGUCGAACGAGCCGGGUCUCACAGAUGAAUUGGCGACUACCCUCAAUGAGUUGACUUCUCUACAUAGAGCCGAACACAGCCGAGUCGCUUUGAGAGCUAGACAGGUGCUAAUCGCAGCUCACCAACCAGCCUACGAGCUACGUCACAACCAAAUGGAGUCCAUAUUCUUAUCAGCAGUCGAUAUGUACGGACACGACUUCCACCCAGAGAAUCUGCAGAAACUCAUUCUCUCGGAGACUUCCAUUUUCGAUAUUCUGCACGACUUCUUCUAUCACACUAAUGCUGCGGUAUGCAACGCGGCUCUAGAAGUUUACGUCCGUCGUGCAUACACGUCGUACGACAUCACUUGUCUCCAACAUCUGGCUUUGUCCGGAGAGCUUGGUGUCGUGCACUUCCAGUUUAUACUGCCUACUGGACAUCCUAAUAGGAUCCCAAUCAGCCAAUCAGAGAUCGAGCUAGCCUCCGCCUCAGACCAGGAAGGCAUACCAGCAGAACUAUGUACCGCGGCGAUGCGCAAAUGCCACCACCGCACCGGCGCGCUGGCCGCCUUCGAGAGCUUCGACCAGUUCGUGCAGUACUCCGACGAGCUGCUGGACCUGGUGCACGACUUCGCCAGCUCCGCCACUGUCCGGAGAGAGGACUUGGCAGCGUUGCAGGAAGGCAGCGAGAGCAGGGACAGCACGAGCAUCAAUGUCGGCAGUGACUUCAAGCCUGCUGAUGCUGAUAAUGAGGCCCCCCUAGAACCGAUCCACAUCCUAAUGAUAGGCGUCCGCGACUCGGGCGAGUCGGACGACAGCGCGGUGUCGCGUCGCUUCGGCAACUUCUGUCGCGCGCACCGACACGAGCUGCAUCAGAAGCGAGUGCGACGCAUCACCUUCAUGCUGCUUAUCAAACGCCAAUUCCCCAAGUUCUUCACGUUCCGUGCCCGCAACGACUUCACGGAAGACACGAUCUACCGUCACUUGGAGCCAGCGUCGGCCUUCCAACUCGAGCUGUACCGCAUGAGGAGUUACGAACUCGAAGCCUUGCCUACUAGCAACCAGAAGAUGCACCUGUAUCUUGGAAAGGCUAAGGUGAAGAAGGGCCAAGAGGUGACCGACUACCGGUUCUUCAUCCGCUCCAUCAUCAGACAUCAAGAUCUCAUCACCAAAGAAGCCAGUUUCGAAUACCUGCAGAAUGAAGGAGAAAGGGUACUUCUAGAAGCCAUGGAUGAGUUAGAGGUGGCAUUCUCCCACCCUCUCGCUAAGAGGACGGAUUGUAAUCACAUCUUCCUCAAUUUCGGACCUACUGUCAUUAUGGACCCUGCUAAGAUCGAAGAAUCGGUGCUUGGUAUGGUGAUGCGUUACGGUCCUCGUCUAUGGAAACUCAGGGUCCUACAAGCUGAGAUCAGAUUUACGCUGCGUAUUGGUCCUGGAGCGCCCACGAAGAACGUUCGUCUCUGCCUGUCAAACGGUUCCGGCUAUUCUCUAGACAUCUACACUUAUGAAGAGGUUUCCGACCCUAAGAUUGGUGUGAUAAUGUUCCAAUCAUUCGGCCCCAGACAAGGUCCGAUGCACGGCCUACCAAUCUCAACGCCGUACGUCACCAAAGAUUAUCUGCAGCAGAAGAGGUUCUUGGCAACUUCACAAGGUACAACAUACGUAUAUGAUAUACCGGAUAUGUUCAGACAAAUGGUGGAGAGGAGAUGGCGCGAGUGUAUCGAAGAGGGCAGCGUUGAUGGACCACCGCCAGACAAUGUGAUGACAUCAGUGGAGCUGGUUGUGGAAGCUGAUGGUGAGAGAAGAGUUGUGGAAGUCACCAGGCUACCCGGACAGAAUAAUGUCGGCAUGGUAGCGUGGCGUCUAACCCUGUUCACGCCGGAAUGCCCCGACGGCCGUGACAUUAUACUCAUAGCCAACGACUUGACUUACUACAUGGGGUCGUUUGGACCCCAGGAAGAUUGGGUCUAUUAUAAGGCCUCGGUGUACGCUAGAGAGUUGAAGAUACCUAGGAUAUACAUAAGCGUAAACUCCGGUGCUCGUAUCGGAGUGGCCGAAGAAGUCAAAUCCGAAUUCAACGUCGCCUGGUUAGACUCCGAGAGACCCGACAGGGGGUUCAAGUAUCUCUACUUGACCCCCGAGUCGUAUUCUAAGCUGGGACCCCUGGGGUCUGUGAAGACUACGCUCAUUGAGGACGAGGGAGAGUCGAGAUAUAAGAUCACUGAUAUUAUUGGCAAAGAAGACGGUCUCGGCGUAGAAUGUCUUCGCGACGCCGGUCUCAUCGCGGGCGAGACUGCGCAGGCGUACGAAGAUAUUGUCACCAUAUCUAUAGUUACCUGCCGAGCUAUCGGUAUCGGCUCUUAUGUUGUCAGAUUAGGCCACCGAGUCAUCCAAGUAGAAUCUUCCUACAUCAUUCUUACCGGUUACGCGGCCCUCAACAAAGUGUUGGGCCGCGCAGUAUACGCGAGUAACAACCAGCUAGGGGGUCAACAAGUCAUGCAUCAUAACGGGGUCUCCCACGCUGUAGCCCCCACGGACUUGGAGGCUGUGAGGACCGCGUUGAGAUGGCUAUCGUUUGUGCCUAAGGACAAACUAAGCAUGGUCCCCAUAAUGCGUCCGUCAGACCCCAUCGACCGUCCCGUGGAGUGGGCCCCCCCCCGCGCGGCACAUGACCCGCGCCUCAUGCUAGCCGGUGACGCGGCUCGGGCGGGCUUCUUCGAUGUCGGCAGCUGGGAUGAGAUCAUGCAGCCUUGGGCUCAGACUGUCAUUACAGGUCGAGCCCGUCUGGGUGGUAUACCAGUAGGAGUGGUGGCCGUGGAGACCAGGACUGUGGAGCUGACUCUACCCGCCGACCCAGCCAACCUGGACUCCGAGGCCAAGACCUUGCAGCAGGCUGGACAGGUGUGGUUCCCCGACUCCGCUUACAAAACGGCUCAAGCCAUCAACGACUUCUCUCGUGAAAACCUACCUAUCAUCAUCUUUGCCAAUUGGAGAGGUUUCAGUGGUGGGCAGAAAGACAUGUACGAACAAAUCCUGAAAUUCGGUGCUGAAAUCGUCCGUGCUUUACGAGGGGCUACAGCCCCCGUCCUAGUAUACAUCCCGCCCGGCGCCGAGCUGCGAGGCGGCGCCUGGGCCGUCGUGGAUCCUUCCGUCAACUCGCUCAGGAUGGAGAUGUAUGCUGAUCCUGACGCCAGAGGAGGUGUGUUAGAAGCAGAGGCUAUAGUCGAGGUGAAGUUCAAGCAGCGGGAUAUUCUCAAAACUAUGCACCGUUUGGACCCUGAACUACAGAGGAUUGGCGCUAGGAUCUCAGAAUUGAAAGAACAAAUUAAGGAAAUAUCAAAGAGUUUGGAUAGAAGAGGUUCCAUUGACGAGAGCCUCAUCAGAACCGACACAGGCAGGGCAGCUGAAACUCGUGUACGCGAAUUAGAAACAGAACUAUUGGCAGCUGAAAAGACAUCGAAAGCGCGCGAAAAGGAACUCAGCCCUAUCUAUCACCAGAUUGCAGUACAAUUCGCGGAACUACACGACACUGCAGAGAGGAUGUUAGAGAAAGGAUGCAUAUUUGACAUAGUCCCCUGGCGUUCAUCUCGCAAACAGCUAUACUGGAGACUGCGACGUCUUCUACGACAGAACGAGCAAGAGAGACGAGUGCAAGCAGCGGCCCGGCCGGGGCCCGCCAUGCAGCAGGGGCCCGCCGCCGCCACGCUGCGCAGGUGGUUCACUGAGGACCGCGGCGAGACACAGUCCCACCAAUGGGAGCACGACAACGAGGCGGUGUGCCGCUGGCUAGAGGCUCAGGCCGGUGACGACAACUCCGUGCUGGAGAGGAACCUCCGAGCCAUACACCAGGAUGCCUUGCUGCAGGCUGUCAAUGAUCUAGUGCUGGAACUCACGCCGUCUCAGCGGUCGGAAUUCAUCAGAAAACUGUCCGCUUUAGAAAUGGAGCAAUAGAUAAAUAUCUAAUAGGUAAUUUUAAUUAACUAGAACGAACAAAUUUACUAGGGUACAUAUAUUUAUUUGUUGGGGCUUCUAGAUGCGAAUUAAGUCUGUAUAAAUAUUUAGAAAAAGAACGAAGAGAUAUUUCUAUUAAUCUUAUUUUUUUCAUAUAAUAUAAAUAGGUGAAGUUGUCAGUUUGCAAUACAUUUAAAAAAACCUAGAACCUCCUUUUUUGUAGUAGGCUAUGAUUUAAAAAUAUGUUAUUUCAUAUUUUUAUAGCAACUCCACUUAAUUUUAAAUACGUUUUAAAUACGGAUAAAAUGAGAUUUCCCGAAAUAUCUCUUUUCUUACUGCAAAAUUUGAAAUAGGCCUAUUUAGGAAGAAAUAAAUCGUUUUGCAAUUCUUUAUAUUUAUAACAGACUCGAGUGUGUUAAGUUCAGAUUUUAUUACAAUUAAGUUUCACAGCCAUACGAAAUAAGUAUAAAUAAAAAGACUUUAGUUUUAAUACUAAUAAUAAAAAACUAUCCUACAUCCAAACAUCUCUCUUAGUCUUCCAUUUUUUAAUUUAAAACUGCCACAGAAAUUCUGCCCAUUUUGAAACAUUUUAAAAGUCUUCAGUAUUAGGUAUUAAAAAAACUUACUCAGUACAUUAUUUCAAUAUGAAAUGUAGACACGUAUCUCUUUUCUAAAGAUCUUUUAGAAAAUAUUUUCAACUCAAUAUAAGUAGAUUUUUUCAUUCUUACUCCGAUUUUACACUGUUAAGCCGCUUUCGUAAAAGAUUACGGAAGUGACUUCCGUAAGUCGUAACAAGUUCAAAGAAAUACUGUACUGUGUGCGACUUACGAGAAAUUAUCGUAAGUUAUUUACGAAAGCUAAUUUCGGGAAAAAAAACUUUGUAAGUAGUGUAAAGUGUAAAGACAGUUUUAGUAAAUAAAAAUACCAACGCAAUUCUGUCUGUAAAAGUUAGUUCAAAUAACAUACGCUAGUUUUUAUUUCGGUAUGUGCAAUAACCUUCGCGAGUGAAACCACGGAAAAAGCUAGUUUUUACCCUGCAAUUGCUACCUACAUUUGUCUGGCUGUGAAACUCAGAAAACAUGACAUUUUUGUACGGAUACCUGUUUUUCUUAUUUAUUUAGAAAAACACCUUUUAAAUAGUUACCUUUUGGUAAGUCAAGAAUUUUGGUUCAAAUACGUUUUACCUUUUGACCGCUGCCGUUUUAGCCAAAUGACUUUAGAUGGCUUGGUAGAGGAAAGUUGAUUUUUAAAGUAGAAUAAAAAUAAGAGAAAGAAUAUAUAAGGAGCUUUGCUUAAUUUGUGAAUGUUGGAAAAAUAAUAUUAAUUUAAAACUUUGUAGUAAUUUACAAAAUAAGGAUAGUAUUUUUUUCUAUCUUUAUAAGCCAUAAAAAUACUCUUACUAAGUACCGUUUAAUAGACGACUCGACACGAAUUUUAAAUUACUAGUUUCAUUUUUGAAAUUAUUAAUUUGGAAUAAAAUUGCACUUUGUAGCUUGGCGGUCAAAAAGUUAAACACAAUGUAUAAAGUAUACAUACAAAGCAUGUAAAAUUGUAUACAUAGUGUGUUAUUGAAGUUGCGAAUGUAAUAAAUAUAUAAAAAUUACAUUUAUUCAGCUAUUGAGGCAUCUGUUUUUAUAUUGGCUGUGUGACACCGACUUUAUACCUGUAAGUUCUUCGGUAAAAAUCUGUAAGUACCUCCGUAAGAUAAUUGCAUAAGCUACUUACGUGACUUACAACCACUUGGGCUGACACCAGUCUUACCAAGGGGUAUCGGGUUGCCCGGGUAACUGGGUUGAGGAGGUCAGAUAGGCAAUCGCUCCUUGUAAAACACUGGUAUCAGCUGCAUUCGGUUAGAUUGGAAGCCGACCCCAACAUAGUUGGGAAAAGGCUCGGGAGAUGAUGACUUACGUGACUUACAAGUGUAAGGCCGGCCUUAAGUUAGUUUGGGAAAUAUGAGAUAAAAUGAAUUACUGCAAUAAAAUAAGAUCUGAAAAAAAAUAUAUAUAUAUAUAUUAAUAUGUACCCGGGUAACUGGGUUGAGGAGGUCAGAUACUCAGUCGCUCCUUGUAAAACACUGGUACUCAGCUGCAUACGGCUAGACUGGAAGCCGACCCCAACAUAGUUGGGAAAAGGCUCGAGAGAUGGCGAAAAAUUACAAAAUACUUUGUGAUUUUUUUAUAUUUAAUUCUGAUAUUUCUCAAACCGCAAAAAUAAUCAUGUUUUAGAAGCAAUAAUUAACUGUGUAUCGUGCUUGUUUUGUUUUUUAUAUAAAAAUGUGUGAAACCUGCAAUAUGUACAAAAAGUACAAUAUAAAUACAUUCCUUACGUUUUGUUGUGUAAUUUUAUGUUUUUUUUCUCUGUGAUCUGUAGUUGGAACUCCAAAAAAACUAGCAUGCGAGGAAGUUUUGUAAAUACUGUCUCAUUACAGAGAAAAGUAGGUAUUAUCAAAAAUUGCUUUAUACCUUUUGUCUCUGAUAUGGAUGUCAAAUAUAAUUUAAACGUGAACCACCUAAUAAAAUAUAGUCUUAAAAAGUACCCAGUUUAGUACUAGGCCUACCUACCGUACCGAAAGAGGUAAUUUUUAGUACCAUGCUUUAUUAUAAGUUGGAUGAAGAAUUUAAGUAAAAAAAAAGAGAGUUUUUAAAAAACUACUUUUAAAAAGAAUGUAUUUAAUGGAGUUUCACCUACAGAUUUUUUUUUUGUUUGUUGCAACACUGAUAAGCUAAAAGCCACAGUUCGAGUAAAUAGUGUGAUUAAUUAUGAAAUCAUUCGUAAACGCGUUAUUUAUUAUUUAAUGUUAUUUACGUUUAAAUGGGACCAAAUAAAUAAAUGGUGUAUAAUUUA